Serpula lacrymans var. lacrymans S7.9 is the source of this 805-nucleotide messenger RNA. RefSeq lists its product as uncharacterized. The record is from RefSeq and is a predicted model, not a curated record. Gene Ontology annotation, biological process: translation. Bases 52 to 609 code for a protein of 185 amino acids. Gene Ontology annotation, molecular function: structural constituent of ribosome. The transcript has 3 exons. NCBI's taxonomy places the organism in Eukaryota, Fungi, Basidiomycota, Agaricomycetes, Boletales, Serpulaceae. Gene Ontology annotation, cellular component: ribosome.
UGCUGCGUCCAGGUUCACAGUUCCGUUGGUGCAAACUGCUUAUUUUCCGCAAUGUGGUCUUCGUGUAUGCGCACUUCACUCCCAGCAGUACUAAGAAGCUCUGUUGCCUCUAGGAGUACAUUUUCGCCAGCGGCUGCAUCGAGAAUACACGUCCGAUUUCUCAAUGGGAACUCGGACGCCUAUCCACGCAAUCCUGGCAGGUCAUUGCGACCACCAGCGUCCUUGCCUGGCGACGAGCGCUGGAAUGAUUUGACCAGUCCUCUUCUCAGCUACCUCAACAAAGCGGAAGACCGUACGCCCAAGUUGACUCCAGAAGAAGCUUGGAGUCAAAGAGUAACAGAAAAUUUACCUGCGCCAGCUGACGCUUACACAGGUCGCCGAGUUCAAGUCAUAGAUGGGGACGUUGGUCGAGCCUAUGACGGGCUGCAGCGCCGGUUGAAACGCAACUCAGUGGCCAAAGAACUAAGGCUCACAGCCAGACACGAAAAGAAGGGUGCAAAGCGACGUCGUCUAAGAAGUGAAAGGUGGAGAAAACAAUUCGCCAACGAAGUACGGAAGAAAGUACAGCUGGUCAGCACCAUACGUCGGAGGGGUACGAGUACUACAUAAGAUUAAUCGGCCUCAUUCUACUCGCGUGUAUCUGUUUGCCAACUAUAUUCGAAUCUCCUCCGACUUGCGCUUGAUCUCCUGCGAGGAGAUGUUCAUUUAUACAUUGGCACAUAAUCGAGUACAUGCCGGGAGCCGUCCUUAGCUUCCGUGAACCAUACAAUUGCCUUAAUAAUACGCGGGGCUGUGUUUUUCAUAU